Molecule: messenger RNA, 665 nt
Organism: Drosophila erecta
Lineage: Eukaryota; Metazoa; Arthropoda; Insecta; Diptera; Drosophilidae
Product: E3 ubiquitin ligase complex SCF subunit scon-3
Exons: 2
Coding region: 44-487 (147 amino acids)
Biological process (GO): SCF-dependent proteasomal ubiquitin-dependent protein catabolic process
Cellular component (GO): cytoplasm; nucleus
Molecular function (GO): cullin family protein binding
Source: RefSeq, a predicted model, not a curated record
UAGAAAAUUAUUUAUCGAACGCACCUUUCAGCACUCAUAAAAAAUGUCGAUCUUUGCCCCGGAAUCAUAUGCUGAUAUUCAACUUCAGACCAACGAUGGAGUGAUUCAUACAGUGAACAUUCACUGCGCUCUACAGAUGUGCCCCGUGCGCAAUCUGAUAAUGCUGGAGAGACAGAAAAAUAUGUACACGAAUGAUGUUAUCCCUCUAUCGAGAGUCGAUGCCAAGAAUCUGAGAUUCAUAAUCAAGUGGUGGACAUCAGUGCAGGAUCUAAAAGAAAACAUUGGGGCUCUGGGCAAAAAAAAACUUAUACAAUUGCUAACGGAGGAAAAUGCCAGCCAUGAGUUUCUAUUGCAAAUCAUCCUUGCCGCAAACUAUCUGCAGAUGGAGGAUUUGUUGCAGGCCACCACACACCUACUGGCAGAUACUUUAAAUGAAUGCGAAAGUGUCGAGGAGAUACGUAAAAAGUUUUUUGCUAGUGCAGACUAAAAUCAUUGAUGCCUAAUAUCAAUUCAUCAGAAUUAAGAAAAUCGCAUUCAUAAAACUAGCCGGGUGUACAAAAUUAUAUUCUUUUGUUUCAGCAGAGACAGUGAUGAAAAUGACUAUUGUAAAAAAUGACCGUUCUAAAAAUCUUACUUGUUUUGCUGAAAUAAAGAGAGUAUGUUUC